Molecule: messenger RNA, 1131 nt
Organism: Brassica napus (rape)
Lineage: Eukaryota; Viridiplantae; Streptophyta; Magnoliopsida; Brassicales; Brassicaceae
Product: endochitinase At2g43590-like
Exons: 2
Coding region: 191-1048 (285 amino acids)
Biological process (GO): carbohydrate metabolic process; cell wall macromolecule catabolic process; chitin catabolic process
Molecular function (GO): chitinase activity; chitin binding
Source: RefSeq, a predicted model, not a curated record
AAACUUAGAAAGGUGCUAUUUUGGUUAUUUUAGUUUUUGAGUGCUAUUUUUGUGAUAUAAACUUAGAAAUGUGCUAUUUUGGAGAUUUGCCCUUCUUUAUUGGCAAAAGCAAGACUAAAAGUCAGCAACAUCUAUCCCUAUAUACACCUCACAUCUUAUUCCUUCUCAUUCACAAACAAUAACCAAACACAUGGCUCUCACAAAAAUCUCCUUAAUCCUUUUCCUCUGCCUCUUAGGUUUCUAUUCUAAAACCGUUAAAGCUCAGAACUGCGGUUGUACCUCGGGCCUAUGUUGUAGUCAGUACGGUUAUUGCGGUACUGGACCCGACUACUGUGGUUCAGGUUGCCGAUCAGGUCCUUGCACUGGCACCCAAGGUGGUAAUCUUGGUACCAUUGUGUCACAAGCUUUCUUUAACAAUAUUAUCAACCGAGCUGAUAAUGGCUGUGCCGGGAAAAGAUUCUACACACGUGAUUCUUUCAUUAGUGCCGCUAAUACGUUCCCCAACUUUGCUAACUCCGUUACUAGGCGUGAAAUUGCGACUAUGUUUGCUCAUUUCACCCAGGAGGUUGGAUAUUUCUGCUACAUUGAAGAGAUCAACGGAGCGUCAAGAAACUAUUGCGACGACAAGAAUUUCCCACAAUACCAAUGUGCACCAGGCAAAACCUACUACGGUCGUGGUCCGAUUCAGUUAUCAUGGAACUACAACUACGCACAGUGUGGUCAGAGUCUCGGUCAGGAUCUUCUACGUCAGCCCGAGCUAGUAAGCAGCAAUCCAACUCUAGCUUUCCGGACAGCUUUGUGGUUUUGGGUGAAUAACGUAAGGCCGGUACUGAACCAAGGAUUUGGAGCCACCAUUAGGGCCAUCAAUGGAGACUUAGAGUGUAAUGGUAGGAGUCCAGAUAAGGUUAAUGCAAGGAUUAGCUACUACAGAGACUAUUGUGGGCAGCUUGGUGUGGACCCUGGUCAUAACCUUAGAGCAACUCCAAUGGUGUUACCCACCAUUGGAGUCCUUAGCUAUAUAAUAUAUAUUUUUUUGCUUUUUAAAUAGUUAAGGACUUUUCUCUAAAAUAUAUGUGCAAUGGUGUUACCCAAUAUGAAAUCCUUAAGAAAAAAAAUAUUAAAUUUGUAAAA